Messenger RNA from Alligator mississippiensis (American alligator), 3166 nucleotides. RefSeq names its product phosphorylated CTD interacting factor 1 (gene PCIF1). Gene Ontology annotation, molecular function: mRNA (2'-O-methyladenosine-N6-)-methyltransferase activity; RNA polymerase II C-terminal domain binding. The coding region runs from base 192 to 2336 and encodes 714 amino acids. Gene Ontology annotation, cellular component: nucleus. The record is from RefSeq and is a predicted model, not a curated record. Lineage: Eukaryota; Metazoa; Chordata; Crocodylia; Alligatoridae. The transcript has 17 exons.
CGGCGGGCGGGGCGCGGUGGCGGGACGGCGGGCGGCAGCGGAGCGGUGCCCGGCGCGCGCAGCCUGCGGCCUCCCGCGCAGCGCCCCGCGCGGGCCCGCGAUGAGCAUGAGGCCCGGCCCGGCCCCGGCGACCGCAGCGUCCGCGCCCAGCACCGCCCCGACCCGCGCCCGAGCCCUGCAGAUGCUGAGAAAUGGCCAAUGAGAAUCACGGCAGCCCCAGGGAGGAAGCAUCUCUGAUGAGUCACUCACCUGGCACUUCCAACCAGAACCAGCCCAGUUCCCCCAAGCCCAUCCGACUGGUGCAGGACCUGCCCGAUGAGCUGGUGCAGGCGGGCUGGGAGAAGUGCUGGAGCAAACGGGAGAAUCGCCCUUAUUACUUCAACCGCUUCACUAACCAGUCGCUGUGGGAAAUGCCUGUCCUGGGACAGCACGAUGUCAUAUCGGACCCUCUGGGAUUGAACGCAGCUCCCAUGCCUCUAGAAGGAGCAGGAGUGGUGGAGAGCACUGCGGAGAGCAAGCAGAGGAAGAGGAGAUUCUCUGAGGAAGUUCAGCCUAGUGGUAACAGCAUAAAAAAAGCUAAGGUCGAUGUUCCAGGGACCCCUUCUGCGCAGCCAGUCCCCAGCUCUCCCAGCAUUCCGGGCACCUCUGUUGUAAAGUUAUGGUGCGUUUCCCCUGAAGAUAAACAACAGGCAGCUCUUCUGCGACCAACCGAAGUGUAUUGGGACCUGGACAUCCAGACAAACGCAGUGAUUAAGCAGAGGGCACCUUCUGAAGUGCUACCUCCGCACCCUGAAGUGGAGCUGCUUCGGUCCCAGCUGAUGCUGAAACUGCGACAGCAUUACCGGGAGCUGUGCCAGCAGCGAGAGGGGAUUGACCCCCCACGGGAAUCGUUUAAUCGCUGGAUGUUGGAGCGGAAAGUGGUGGACAAAGGGACAGACCCUCUGUUACCGAGUGACUGCGAACCUGUAGUCUCUCCCUCCAUGUUUAGAGAAAUCAUGAAUGACAUUCCCAUCAGAUUAUCCCGAAUCAAGUUCCGGGAGGAAGCCAAGCGACUGCUCUUCAAGUAUGCGGAGGCUGCAAAACGGCUUAUUGAAUCCAGGAGUGCAUCACCUGACAGCAGAAAAGUGGUGAAGUGGAACGUGGAGGACACCUUCAGCUGGCUGCGGCGGGACCACUCGGCCUCUAAGGAGGACUACAUGGACCGCCUGGAGCACCUGCGUAAGCAGUGUGGGCCCCACGUGUCGGCUGCAGCGAAGGACUCGGUCGAAGGCAUCUGCAGUAAGAUUUACUACAUCUCACUCGAGUACGUCAAGCGAAUCCGGGAGAAGCACCUCGCCAUUCUCAAAGAGAACAAUAUCUCCGCUGAAGUAGAAGCUCCAGAGGUCCAGGACCGGCUUGUAUACUGUUACCCCGUGAGACUGGCCAUCCCUUCCCCACCACUCCCCAGCGUAGAGAUGCACAUGGAGAACAACGUGGCCUGUGUGCGAUACAAGGGGGAGAUGGUGAAAGUGAGCCGCAACUUCUUCAGCAAGUUGUGGCUCCUCUAUCGGUACAGUUGCAUUGAUGAUUCUGGCUUUGAGAAGUUUCUGCCCAGGGUAUGGUGCCUGCUCCGUCGAUAUCAGAUGAUGUUUGGUGUCGGCCUGUAUGAAGGAACUGGCCUGCAGGGGGCGCUCCCAGUGCAUGUCUUCGAAGCCCUCCACAAGCUGUUUGGAGUGAGUUUUGAAUGCUUUGCCUCGCCCCUGAACUGCUAUUUCAAACAGUUCUGUUCGGCCUUCCUGGACACAGACGGGUAUUUUGGAUCCAGGGGCCCAUGCCUGGAUUUUUCCCCCAUAAGUGGCUCUUUCGAGGCAAAUCCACCAUUCUGUGAGGAGCUGAUGGAUGCCAUGGUCUCUCAUUUUGAGAAACUGCUGGAGAGCUCCAGUGAGCCUCUGUCCUUCAUUGUCUUCAUCCCCGAAUGGAGGGACCCUCCGACACCAGCCCUGACCCGGAUGGAGCAGAGCAAGUUCAAGCGGCACCAGCUUAUCCUGCCAGCCUUCGAUCACGAAUAUCGCAGCGGGUCUCAGCACAUCUGCAAAAAAGAGGAGAUGUACUACAAAGCCGUGCACAACACCGCUGUCCUCUUCCUGCAGAACAAUGCAGGCUUCACCAAGUGGGAGCCCACACCUGACCGGCUGCAGGAGCUCAUCACAGCCUACAAGCACUCAGGACGGACCCUCAGUUCCUCGGGCUCCUCCUCUUCCUCCUGCUCCUCUUCCUCCUCCACAUUGUCCUCCACAGCAGACAAGGACCGGGAGACAGGCCGAGAGCAGAGCAGCAGCCGGGAGACCCCCAACUAAACUGUGGAGGGUGGGGUCAGAGGCAGAGGGGGCAGAGGCCCCUGCACCCCCAAGGAGAGGCUGGACGUGACAGACAGGUGGAGAGACUGUUGACCCAUAGCCCCAGGACCAGGGGGACUCUGGGCAGCUCCACACUGCUUGCUUUCCUCUGUGCACUUGCAAGUCUGCAUCCCUCAGGAGGCCAGGGGACUCCCCAGCCUCCUGCCCGGGAAGGGAAUCGGCAGCUGCCCUCGCAGAGGGACAGCAAGACCCGACGUAGCAAGAGUAGGACAAGUCUGCGGCCCCUUCAAACACUACAGCUCGGCAGAGGAGGCAGCUGGAGCUGGGGCGUGAGCAUGGAGGGCAGGACAGGCAGCCUGAGGGGCAGCGCCGUAGCCUGGAGGGAGCCAGGUAGGGGUUUCCCCGCGGGGAGCAGGCAGGGUUCAGCAGCUCGUCCUGCGGCCCCAGCACCAGCACAGCUCCGUGUCCAUAGUGUAAAUAGUUCUGCCCGCGGCGCCCCUGCUCCCUGCAGGGGGCAUUCCCAUAGCAUCCGUGUUCCUGCCCCACGUGUAUGAGUCCCGUGUGCGCCGAUGCUGUUUGCCGUAUUGAAGCAAAGCGGAGAAAAGGAGUUUCUCUAUUGUAAAGAGGUCUUUGCCGCUGUUUUGUAGCCGUUGUGGUUUUUACCUGGAGCUGCUGGGCUCCGUUUCACCUCUGUGGGUUUUGUUUUGUAAGGAUUAAUUUAACACCGCUAACCAUUUUAUUACUUUUAUCCAAGAGAAGCCAAGUAAAGUCUAUUUUUGAUUUCCCUUUCCUAGUUCUUAGGAACAUUAAACCAGCAUUUCCGCUCCCCA